GAGGGGGGUGAGAGUGAAAGAGGGACAGCUGAACAUUCAGGGCUUGGACAGAGGAGCCAACAGGGAUGAACAGUAGCUUUUACUUCCCAAAGUUAUCAGUCAUCCGAGAGUUCAAACACUUUGAAAACAACGCCAUGUGGGACAAUUCAGGAGGAUGGCUGGACAUCUGUAUCUCAACUUCACAGGAGCUGGAAGAGUGACUCCCUUCAUAAUGAACUGUGCAGUCAUUCUUAUAUUAACAUCAAGCUGCUUCACCUGGUCUUCAGCUAUAUUUAUCCCCAACAGAGCAGCACCCAAGAAGCUAAAGUACCUCCUUGAGCCACCUGUGUACGCUGAGGUUAUUGGCCGAAGGGGAGGAAACGUCACCUUGCCGUGCAUCCUGAGAACCAAACCGAGCCAUUACAAAGUGAAAUGGACAAAACUGGAGCCAGAGCACGUAGGCCCGGAGAACAUUAUCAUAAUAUCAAAUGCUCACGCCUUCAAGCUAUACGGACAUCUUGGAACGCGGGCUUCUCUCCUCAAGGCUCACACCAUGGACGCCUCCUUGCAGCUCAGCCUUCUUGAGCUGAAAGAUGGUGGCACAUAUCGCUGCGAACUAGUCAAUGGCAUCGAGGAUGAGAGUGUCACCAUAACUUUGAGGAUUGAAGGUGUGGUGUUUCCAUAUCAGAGUAAAAAUGGCCGCUACAGAUUCACUUUCCAUGAGGCUAAGGAGGUUUGUGCUGAGCAAGAUGGCACAUUAGCCUCAUACAACCAGCUGUACAGAGCAUGGACGGAGGGUCUGGACUGGUGUAAUGCAGGCUGGCUCGAUGAUGGGACCGUUCACUACCCCAUUAUUCAUCCACGACCUGCCUGUGGAGGAGAGCUGCUCCCCGGCAUCCGCAGUUAUGGACCAAAAGAUAAGAAUCACGAUCGGUUUGACGCUUUCUGCUUCACCUCCCAGACGUCUGGCUCUGUCUACUACAUAUCAGGGUCAUUCUCCUUUGAGCAGGCGGAACAUGCAUGUAAACGUCAGGGAGCUGAGUUGGCAUUGGUCGGCCAGCUUUACUCCGCCUGGCGCUUCCAAAAAUACGACCAGUGUGACGGCGGAUGGCUGAAAGACGGCAGCGUACGGUUUCCCAUCAGCAACCCCAGGGAGCGCUGUGGAGGCAUCCCUGAAGCAGGAGUGCGCUCAUUUGGGUUUCCCAACAAGAUGAUGCAUCUUUACGGCGCCUACUGUUAUAGGUAGCCCAAAAUAAAAAACAAAAACAAAUACUCAUUUCAGUCAGUGUCUCCACCGAGCUUGAGAGGCCCAGAAUUCAGUGCAUAUACAGCUUCAUCCACCAAUGGAUAGUCCUGAGCAAGAAACCUCACAUUUGAAGCUACAGACAAUUACUGACAGUGGAAUUUUAGGGUUAUGUUUAUGUAAUCUAGUCAUCCAAUUAGAGCUUAAAAGUGUUUUUUAUUGAAAACAGGACAACGUUUUUGAGUCUGAUUAAAAUUGAAACUUGGUGGAGGCAGAAAGGUCAGAACUACUUUAGAGGACAGAUAAAGCCUUAUACGGUAGCUCUAAAAUCUCACUUUUGUACCCACAAGAAAAGUGAUCAGAUUAUUAAACUUCUUUCUAUGUUAAACUGAGAUGUAAAGAUACAUUUUUCCAGGAUGGUUGUAGGUUGUACCAGCUACUGGCCAGAUGCCGAUAAAAUGUUGUUGUGGCUGGUAAACCACCACCUUCUCUCCUCCAGUCAAUAUCAAUACUGAUUAAUAAUCAUUUAAGAAAUAAUUGUUGGCUGGUAAAACAGAAUGUAACGCCACAAAUGGAAAGAACAGGCAGAAUGGAACUGAUACAAACAUGUUAUACAUACACAAUCAUCUUGCACUAAACCUGUAAUAAUGUCUUGAAAUUUCUGCAUUGGGUAACAUUGUCAGUGAUGCUUAAGGCGAUUUAAACAGUCGAUAACUAACACAAAACUGAACUGCAUCCAGCAAACUCAUUUAGAGAAGCUAAAACGUAUGACAUGUUGAUUUUUUAUACUAAAACUUUCAGAAUUAACUGGUUACUCUGUAAAUUAACUACCGUAUAUGUCAUUUAAUGUAUUCAAUGAAGAUGUGUCCACAUAUCAGCAUAUUGAUUUGCCAAUAAAGUAUUUGUGCAUGACUUAAAGUUC
This is a messenger RNA of Morone saxatilis (striped sea-bass), 2144 nucleotides long. It is a transcript of the gene hapln2, whose product is annotated as hyaluronan and proteoglycan link protein 2. Gene Ontology annotation, biological process: cell adhesion. The coding region runs from base 155 to 1225 and encodes 356 amino acids. The record is from RefSeq and is a predicted model, not a curated record. The transcript is spliced from 6 exons. Gene Ontology annotation, molecular function: hyaluronic acid binding. NCBI's taxonomy places the organism in Eukaryota, Metazoa, Chordata, Actinopteri, Moronidae.